AUGCAAAAGCACCUGCAGGAAAGUGUGGGCUUAGCCCCCGAAACAUCUCAAUUGUAUUUAUCCAGUUUUCCGAUAGUCGAGGAGACUAUUGCACCAAGGCUCCGCAUGAAGAUCGAUGUACCCGCGCACUGGGAGCUUAAAGCUCAUUCAUUUUCGUCCAUGGAGUUUAAGCCUCCUGACGAAGCUCUUUCGAUGGGGCAUGAGCCUCUACCAAUUCCAGCGCUUCCAAUGUACAUGCCUCUUGAAAAUGGUCGUGUGCUUCGUCAGGGAGCUAAAGACGAGUGUGGAAUGGCUGUCUCGUUAUCUUGCGAAAAAGCAACUUGUAAUCAUAUUACGCCAAAAUCGACUGUUUUCGUUUCGUCAUUGCUGGAAAUGCUUCCACGGAAUAUCUUCUUGCGCCCACAAGCGAGUGUACGACAGUUUGUGAAAUUGAAUGGUCCACGUGAAACUGAAGCAGGCUACGCACUGCGACCUCGUCGCGUUUUUCGUACGCUUCCGACCACCUUUCUAGCUUGGCAGAACACGCAGCGUGGCUUCGGGUUCGCCGUGAGGUCACGGGGUGAGGAAGGAUUUUGCUUGUCCGAUGUAUGUGUCGAAUCUGCCGACAGAAAGCAAGUCGAACCAAUAUUUUCUUUUGGUGAUCCAAUAGUAGCAAUAGAUGAUGGAUCGGCUUUUCAAAAUGUGUGGAAUGUAGCACACCCAACAAUACCUCCGCUGGUAGAGCGGGCAGAAUCAGUACCUAGUUUGUCGGAUAGCGAGACCGAUGAGGAUAAUGACGACAAAUUGACUUCUGGCCUCCCCCUAUUGUCGUGGAAACACGCACUGGAGCUAUUUGAAGAUAAAAUCGAUGAUGAAGUAGCUGAGUUGUAUGAGGCUGGCGAAAUGCUGGGAAGAGAAAGAGGAGUCUACAGCUUUGAGCGCUAUCGCCAUUUGAUUCGGCAAGAACGCGCAUACAACAGUUACAGACAAGAGCUAGUAGAACGACUUCCCCAGCUUCUUAAAGUUAUUUCGACACAGAUUGGACACCUUGAUCACGCACUGCUUGUACACAAUAGUGAAGAGGAUCGAGAUAUUCCCAUAAAAAAUAAGUGA
Molecule: messenger RNA, 1092 nt
Organism: Plasmopara halstedii
Lineage: Eukaryota; Oomycota; Peronosporomycetes; Peronosporales; Peronosporaceae
Exons: 3
Coding region: 1-1092 (363 amino acids)
Source: RefSeq, a predicted model, not a curated record